GUGGGCAAAAAGGCGGAAGCUAAAACUAGCGUUUCCGUGACAACAACAGAUGCAUUGACUACAGAGUUGUUCCACUUUAUACACUUCAGCUGUUUUGGUAGAACAUUUUCAUAUUCUGUCGUUCUCUGAAUUUAAGUUCAGUCCACUGACUUGUUUCUGUCCAGCAGCUUCUCGAAGCAGAAGGUUCCGAAGCGGGAAAUUUGAAAUGUGGUCGCUGAGACCAAACUUGCUUUGACAGUAAAACUAAUUCAUUAAGGCGAAAUAGCUGAGGUGCUGCCUGCAUGUUGUCUCCGACUCCUUCAGACCCAACUGCUCUCAGUCCGGGUCGGUCAUCCUGCUCCUCGGACACCGGGGAUAUUUUAAUCCGCUCCACCCGCAUCGUUCUCCCGGACGGCAGGCAGGAAGCUGCUGAGAUAAUCCAACCCGUUCAAAUAACAGUCCAAAAGCUGCGGGACCCUCAGCCCGUCCAGCCCAAUCGGAUCAAGGAAAAACAGAGGCUACAGAAAGCCAGGCAUAAACCGGAGGUUGUUGACCCAAAGCGGACAGCAGCGGAUUCCCAAAUCGGACCCCUGCUUCCAUCAUCCUCCUCAGGUCAGGAGCUUCAGACGUCAUGCUACAAGGGUGGAGGACGGGGAGUUGUGCUGGGAGCUCUGAGACAACGUUGUCAGAUCACCCACCACAAGAGGGAGGUCAGCGUACAGCUGCUGGAACCAAGGCUGCCUCCAAACACCUCAAACCAUCAGAACACCCCUGAUCUGAGAGCUGAUGCUGCAGCGGGUGUCUCGGAGGGUCAGACAGAAGUGUCAUCUGGUUGUCUGGGAGACAUCAGCAAAACAGCAGCUGCUGCUGCAGCUGCUGCUGUUGCUGCAACUGCCCCUCUCAUCAAGGCCCAAUCAGACAUAGAAGCUCGAAUGUCUCAGUUAUCUGACGGCAUCCAGAAGAUGCUGCAUACCAACAGGGAGGGUGACAGCAGGGGGCAGGGCCUGAGUCAACAAACACUGCAUCACCUGGAGACACUGCAGAGUCAGCAGCUGCAGCUGCAGAGCCAGCUGCUGGAGUCAGCUAUCAAAAUAGUGAGGGGUCAUGAUUCAGUAACUUCAGACUCAAAAGCUGCAGCCAAAGUGUGGGACCAGAAGCCAAGCUCAUCAGGAACUGGAGGGACUGCUAUAACACCUGCUGUCAUCCAGAGGGAUGCAGUCACCAUGGAAACAUGGCACCGUGACUUCAGGCCAGAGCAAACCAGGGACAACCUGUAUCUCCAGGACCCCGUGACUGAUCCUAGGAGUCACACCUUCCACCUUCAGUCUUUGGCAAACCAAACUCAGGAAGCGGCGAGGAGAGCCAGUGAUAUGCUAAAGCAGAUGGAGUGUCUGAAGACAGACAUAAAGAUGCUGCUGACUCAAAAAGAUGCUCCAGAAUUCACCUUGCCUGCUCCAGACUGCCUCCAGAUCCAACAAAACCAGCCUGAGAGCCAAUCCAAGCCAAAGCAAGAUCAGGUUCAGUUCCAUGAAAAGCAGCUGCUCCUGUCAAACUCUGAUCAAAGUCCAAACAAUCUUCAACAAACUGAUUCCCAAAACACCAACCCCCAAUUUCAGUCUUUCCACGUUCAACGCGAAGAGUCACAUAAGAACAUGGGUCGACACCUGCAGUCCCAACAUAAUCAGCCUCAUUCCCAGAAUCUGAGGCCCAUUCAAACACCAUCCCAAACUGGGCCCUUAUUAAUCCAAGACAGCCUCUGUCAGGAAGUCCAUAGUCAAUCUAGUCAGAGGCAUCAAGUCUAUUCCCAUCAAUCUCUUUCUUCACUGUUCCAAAAGAAGCCUGAUGGUCCCUCUAUGCUGGAAGAGGCGGGUCAAGUUCUCCGUCAGGCUCGGAGACGGAAAAAAGUUCUGGAGGACAACCUGGAAGCUCUGCUAAAAGCCAAGACUGGAGAAAUACUACACUGCCAGCUGGAAGCCCUGGCUGCUAACAGAGAGGUAACUGAAGGUGUGCGGAUAAAGAAGACGGUUGAUGCCUGGAUCAGUGCUUUAACCAGAGAUGUUCAGGAUCAUCCUCGCCCUCUUCAUGGUGAGAUGCCUCCAGUAGAUGCCAUUCAGUGCAAAGCAGCAAAUGCAAUGAAGUCACAAGCAAGGGCUUCAGGUAGAGGGAAGCCAAUGACCCUGCCCAAAGGAAUCAGUAAUAAGCCAGGAAUGGGAAGAGGAAGCAGAGGCCAAAUUGCUGGACACAGAGCGCAGGCAGAGCCUGUUGGAGUGUCAGGUAACCUGAUGGGCAGCCAGCAGGAUGACGUGGAUGGAGAACUUUAUCUGACUCGUCUGUACGGCAAACUCCCUUAUGAAGGUCUGAGACGAACCCUGAAGAAGAGUCCAUAUCCUCGUUUCAGCUCUCCUGCAUCCCCUCUUGGCAGGAAGCCAUGCCCGCGACUAGUAGAAAGCAUCAGAGGUGUGAAGCUGAAAUCCUGUAAGACUCAGACCAGUUUGACUCCUUUCCUCAAUUUGUCAGCUGGACAACCUUCCAAACGAAACGUCUUUGACUCCUCCCACCUAGACUUACAUGAGUCUGAUCAGUUUACUGUGACUUGUGCAGAGAGCUCCACUGGUGCCACAGCCAUCCCACUGCGUCUUCCCAGGAUGGACUGCCCCUCCAGGCGUGAGCAUGCUCAGGAAAGGCCAUCAGCACUUCCUACUCCUCUCUCAGUGAGCGAGGGGAAUAUGACCGACAGAGCCGACAAUCAACAGAAGCAGCAGCUGGUUACAGAAAAACCUCCAUCUUCUUCAUCAUGCAUCAUCAAGAUCAUAGCAGCAGAGUCCCCAAGAGAGAAAGAGGACGAAGAAAACACCUUCCCUGGAAAUAACUUUCUUUCUGUCACUGAUGUUCACCAGGAGGAUAAAAGUGAUGUGGGAGAGGAGGCCGUGGUGUUAGAGGGAGGCCCGUCACCAGCUCCAGUGCAGUACCACAGUCCAGCCUUUCCACCCAAAGCCCCCUCCUCCCGCUGUGUUGAAACUGUGACUCCUGUGGUGACCCGCAGCCAGCCGCAAGACAUCCUGGAGAACCGGCUGGUGGAAUGGGUGGAGCAGCAGCUGAUGUCCAGGAUAAUUGCGGAUAUGUAUCGCCCACUCACGUCUGACCCUGCCCAGAAUGACACCACUGACCAAUCAGAGCUUGAGGAACGGAGCCUUUCUUCAGAUGAUGUGGAAGCAGUAGGAAGCGGAGGUCUGCAGCUCUUUGUUGACUCCAGCGUCUCUGUGGACUCAGCAUUAAUUAGGCAGCUGGUUAACGAGGUUCUGAUCGAAACUGUGGCCCAGAUUCUUUGCCGGACGAAUGCAUUAAAUACAGCUCCAGAACCAGGACUGGACGAACCAAAAUCAGAACCCACUGAAGAUGAGGAGGAAAAUAUGGCAUCAUUGGUUCCCACACCAGUCCCAACACCACUGGCCAGUGUGCCCCAGCUCAGCAGAGAGACCACACCAGCCGCCACUCCACCUCCAUCUAAACCAUCCAGCCCAGUUACCCGGGAAUGUCCUCAGCCAAUCACAGCACCAGAACUUGUUGCUACACCGACCACCACACCAGAACCCCAUCUUCCUGAAGAAAGCCCCUCUGCUGCUCAUCAAACCCCACCCCCACCCAUAUGUGGGAACCCUGAACUUCCACUGGAUGAGGAAAGAUCAGUGGAACAGCUGGAGUCACAGAAACAGCAUCUGGUGGUGUCUGUACAAGAGGAGGAGCUUCCUGUCUGCCGCCCAGUCCCUGCUCCGGCUCAAUCUCAGCCUUCUCUGACUGAUCCCAGUCCUGCUCUAUCUCCCAGACUUUCAGAAACCUGUAGCUCCAGCAGCAGCAAAAGCUCCAGCAGCAGCACUGUAACAGCAGAGACUGAAGCUGCGCUGAAACACAUCUCAGAGGGAGAGCUGCUCAUCAGUAUCAACCAGCUGGCCCCUCUGACAGAAGAGGAGGGUGUGUGUAGCUUCUCCAGCUCUCUACAAGAGGUGGAAGACAUGGCCUUUGACUCCUCUGCUGUGGAACACGUUGGAGGUCGUAACCUUCUGCUGACCCUGUUGACCAAGAUGGAGCUAGGAGCUACUCACGGAGGACAGAGGCCACAGCCUGAGGGCUCCUGGGGGAGGGAGGAGAUGGAGGACGAGGUGAGCGUGGGGGAAGUGAGAGACUAUGGGCAUACAAAACCUCAAAACCAGACCACAAAUCCAGGUCAAUGGGACCAAACCUCCGCCUGUGGACAGAUCAGCCAGCCUGCAGACGUUGGACAACGGGACAAACAGAAUACGCAGGGUGGAGCCAGGAAGACAGAUGUUUAUCUGCCCACCUUCAGAACCCAGGAGGACAGAAGCAAGGAGGACAACGAGGAGAUCGGGGGGUCAGUGAAUGCAGACACAGACUCGUCCACCAAUGAUGUCUUCUGACCAAAGAUUCUGAUGAUUCCGUUUUUUUAACUUCAUGUUAGUUGGAUGUAUUCCCGGCGACCUUUGAACUUUGUAAAUUUCAGUGGUUAACUGUUUGACUGUUCCUUAAAAUGUCCUCCACAUGUUUAUUCAGAUUAAAAUUGACAAAUUUUACUUCUAAUACA
Girardinichthys multiradiatus is the source of this 4576-nucleotide messenger RNA. RefSeq names its product KIAA0586 ortholog. Gene Ontology annotation, cellular component: ciliary basal body; centriole. NCBI's taxonomy places the organism in Eukaryota, Metazoa, Chordata, Actinopteri, Cyprinodontiformes, Goodeidae. The transcript is spliced from 25 exons. Bases 282 to 4412 code for a protein of 1376 amino acids. The record is from RefSeq and is a predicted model, not a curated record. Gene Ontology annotation, biological process: smoothened signaling pathway.